AAAGGCCCUUGAUGAAAAUAUCUGCAACACCCCUUUAACGAUAUUUUCCAUUUACUUCUCUCUCUCGAUCUCUCUCUCUCUCUCUCCAUACACGCAAGAGCACUCUGUCAAUUAAUCUACCACAAAUGACACCUUCAAUUGUUAAUCGCACUCAAAAGAACUACUCCGUCGCCGAGCUGUACAAAUAUCAUUUUGCUGCCGGCGCAAUGGGCCUCUCGCUGUCGUACGCUUGCAUGCAUCCUCUCGACACCAUCAAAACUCGUAUCCAAGCCGACAACACACACUCAUGGCGACGUAUUUUCACUCGAGAAACAGCCCGCAGUCUGGGCAAAGGCUUCUUUGUCUCUGCACUGGGUGCAGCUGGCCAGGGCGGUGCUCGUUUCAGCACGUACGAGUUCUGCAAGAGUCAACUGAUUCCUGACGACAAGAAAUGGGCCAUUCCUGUCACUGCACUGUCGGCAGUCAUUGGCGAUCUGGCUUCAAGUGUUAUCAAGGUGCCUCGUGAGGUUGUCACAGCCAAGCUGCAAACCGACCACUACGCUGGCCGAUCAACUGCGUCGUUCGUCGUACGCCAGACCUUGGCCGAAGAAGGACCGCGUGGUCUGUUCAAGGGCUUUUGGGCCAUUGCCGCUCGUGAUUCGCCCUUUAUGGUUAUCUUGCUCGUCUCGUAUGAAAACUUCAAGGCUUUCCAUCGUCGCUCAGUACAUCAGGAAUGGAUUAAUCGGGUCAAGCAGCAAAAGAUUGUCGCUAGCGCCGCGUUUGAGGAAACCGGUAUUCCCACCCUACAGACCAUCGUGUACGGCGGUGUCAGCGGCUUCUUGGCCGGUUACCUCACCACGCCCAUGGAUGUGAUCAGAACUCGUAUAAUUACCGAACGUCGCCAUCAACAGCCAGUCACUGCCACGGACAUGACUCGAAGAAUGCUCUACCAAGCAUCCGGAAAGCCAUCUCGCAUGUAUCGUGAGUUCUUUGCUGGCGCCAUGCCCCGAAGCUGCUGGUGGUUUGGUAUCUGUGCCAUCUUCUUCCCUACCUAUGAGACGCUCAAGACGGUCAUGCUCGAUUAGACUCUGCACGCGGUGUGUGUGUGAGAGAGCUCCGCACAUAAACAAGAUAUAUACCCCCUUCCCUCCAUCCACCCAUCCCCUCAUCUUCCCAUAUUAAUGUACAUAGUCUCACGUUGCAAUUGUUAUUCUCCACCUAGAAGCACAAAAAGUUAGUUUUUAAUAUAAAAAACAUAAUCAAGCGC
Molecule: messenger RNA, 1246 nt
Organism: Zychaea mexicana
Lineage: Eukaryota; Fungi; Mucoromycota; Mucoromycetes; Mucorales; Lichtheimiaceae
Product: mitochondrial carrier domain-containing protein
Exons: 2
Coding region: 126-1064 (312 amino acids)
Source: RefSeq, a predicted model, not a curated record